This is a messenger RNA of Anneissia japonica, 1707 nucleotides long. RefSeq lists its product as uncharacterized. Lineage: Eukaryota; Metazoa; Echinodermata; Crinoidea; Comatulida; Comatulidae. The record is from RefSeq and is a predicted model, not a curated record. The coding region runs from base 1 to 1707 and encodes 568 amino acids. The transcript is spliced from 5 exons.
AUGGAUAAUUGGUGUUCAUUAUCAAAAAAGGAGAUGGAAUUGUGUACUAUGUGGGUCAUCAUAUAUAUGUCCUUCUUACACUUGGCAUUGUCAUUCAAUGUAAUACUUUAUCCAGACUCAAUCAUUACUAGUGUCGGCAAUAAUCCUGUCACUUUUAACUGUACAAUACAGUUGGAAACCAAUGAAACAACUGUUGAACACUGGAUAAUAUGGUGGAAGGACAACACCCGUAUUGUAGACAAUGAUAAUGUAUUGACAAGUUCUACCAAGUAUAGUGUUCAUGGCGUAUCAUCUGCUGCAAUGACUGAAUAUACACAAAUAUUGCAUGUUAAUAGCAUUGAAGAAGCUGACCAUGGUAUGUACACAUGCACUUUGGUUUUCGAAUCAUAUCCACCUGGAAAUACACGACAGUCUUUGUCAUCACAUGCUCCAAUUAUAAUAAGGUACAUCAUUUCUCAGCCUCGCUGUUCUGCCAUCUCAAGUAAUUAUGAAACUGGACAGCAACAGGUAAUACUGUUAUGUGCAUGUUCUCCAAGUGAUCCUCCAAUAACACUGCACUGGAUUAAUAAUAUGGGUGCUUUCUUGACAUCAAAAUCUCAGGUGCAAUUUAACGAACUGUUGGCAUUUAUACGUACAGUUUCCAAUGUGUCUGAAUCAAGCAAACAGUUGUUCACAUGUAGAGCCACCAGUGCAGAAUCCACGGACACAAGAGAAUGUGAAAUUAGUAAUCUGAUUUCAACCACUAGUAUCGCAGUCACUCAAAAGCCAUCAGAACCAUUUGAUGAGAAAUCAACUGUAAUCCCUACUAAAACAACCUACAAGGACAAAUCUCUUCCACCAUUUAUUUCAAAAAUUUUAUCAGAUACCCAAAAUGUUACAGAGCAAAUGAGAACAGAUCCUACAGCAAACGUGACUCAAGAAAUGUUAAUAUUUUCUGGUGACAAAAAAACUACUACAAUUGCCAUUAUUGCAGUAGCUGGUGUAAUCUUUAUAACAGUUUUUAUAAUAUUAGUACUUCUAAAAAAGCGUUUAAAUAAAAGAAAAUAUGAAGAAAGUGAAUCGCCAGAAGAAGGAACUGACAUCCAUAAUGGAAAUCAGCUUACCAGUAUUGAGGUAGGAGAUGGUCAGUUAGAUGACCAGUGUUCCGCAUAUAAAAGUUCAGUGUUUGAAAGAGAUAAGGAUGAAGCUGUUAAUUGUUAUGCAUCCUCAGACCCGAGAAAUAUGGAGAAAUGUCAGAAACCUGUGGCCAUGGACAAUAAUAAGAAAGCCAAUAGAGCCAAUGGAGGCAAUGGUAUUUAUCCUUUAGAAUAUAAUGGAUAUAAAAAAGAAUCUGUAUCACCGAAUAUGGCAGAAGAUCCUACCAAAUUUAAGACUGAUGACAUGAAAGAUGCGGUGACACUAUUACGAAAUGAGGACACAAAUAGUGAUGCUCUUCUUAUGACAGAGAAUUAUAUGUAUGUGUCUGCAGAUGAGGUGACAACUCAGAGAAACACAGAAAAGGCUGAUAUGCUUAAUACAGCAUGUUCACCAAAUGAAGAUGACAUGAAAGGAAAUGUAGUUAAUACAAAUGAUGAUCCUUAUCCUAUGGAAGAAAAUAUGAUGUAUGUGUCUGCUGAUGAAGUGAAGUUAAGUCAGAGACAACCAGUCAUGCAUUAUCAAGCAGAAAGUGGUGACAUCUACGCUGAAGUUGUAAAGUCAAAAACAUGA